ACCACCAAAAUUAAUUAAUUAUACUAACAAUUGAUUCAAUAUAAGGAACCAUCAAUUCGUGGAGACCUUCUACUACAAUGCAACUCAACUUCAAUGUAAUUAACAACACAAUUUCCACCAUGUAUUUUAUAAUACAAAUGUUCUUCUAAUGAGUGUUUUGAAGAUUAUUUAGUAAUUUAAUAUAUAAAUAGCUUCCAACUCCCCUCAAACCCCAUCGAAUACCAAAACACAUUCUAUAACCAUUCUCAUCAUCAUCGUAGUCUUAGAAUAUGGAAAUUGAAGCAAGGAAAGGGGUUGUAGCAAAAAAGCUAUGGAAAAUGGUACGUGUAUUAUUCUUCAUGAUAACAAAAGGCAUAGCCAAGAUACAUCUUAACUUGAUUCUCAAACGUGGAAAACUUGCUGGGAAAGACUUCAUCAACACUCUCAUCAUGAACCGCCAAUUAUAUUAUUCCUCCUUCACUUGUCGCUCCUGCGGCAACGGUAACUCCUUCAUAUCUCCAUUGGAAUUCGAAUUCAGCUGCAGCAACACUCCUCUCCACCACUCUAGCCGCCGCUUCUCGAGGCCGCGUCAGCGAUAUGGAGAUGUUUUCAUCAUGAAUAAUAAUAAUGACAUGAUGUUGAAUAAUGAGAAGGUGGAGGCUGUGAAAAAUUCUUCUUUGGAUACAUUUCCUGGUUUUGGAAAGAACCCUGUUGGGAGACAACUAAGAGUUACUGAUUCGCCUUUUCUGGUCCAAGAUAAAGGGGACAGCAAUCAAGUGGACAUGGCAGCUGAAGAAUUCAUUAACAAUUUCUAUAAACAACUCAAUAGACAAAACAGAUCAAUAGCUACUUAUGAGUCAUGAUACAAUUAAAUAAUUUUCUUAAUUUCCACUUGCAUAGUAAUAAUUUUCUUUGCUAUCAGUUAAGCUUCACACUGAUUGAUCACUUGUCCUUAGUGAUAUCAGGUGGGUAUGUGAUUUAAAUAACUUUGAAGUGGAAGUUACUUUUUAAGUUUAUAAUAAUUUCAUGUGUAGUGAGAUUAAAAAUGAACAUUGUUCUUUAAGCAUAUAUCCGUUACUAUCAUGUUAUGUUAUCUCAUUUAUCGAGGAACCACAUGUUCUAUAUUUGAAUAUAGCUCUGGAUAUGCACUAGGGUGAAAUUUUGUGAGGAUUUUUUUUUGUCAAUUGUAAUACUCUUGCAAAGGAUACUGUCUGUGUGUUCCGUUGCAGAAGUAGAAACGAUCGGAGAAUGGUGGUUGUUGCGGAAGUAGAAACAAAUGGAGAAUGGUGGUUGCAGUGAGUAAUGGUAGAUUUGAGCUUCUGAUAUGGAGGAAGAGGAGCUGACGUGUAAGGUUAACAUUUCAACACUCCAGUCAGUAAAUGAAGGAGAAGAGUGAAUGCAAUUUGAAAUUAAAAUUGUGUACCUAAAUUCUUCGCGUGUAUCCUUUAUAUAGAGGGGGUGGUUAUAAGAAAUGCUAUUUGCUAGGCGUGUGAUGUAGGGAGUCGUGAAAUGCAUCUUGGAUUUGUAUCGCAUGUACUCAUCCUCAUGGUAGUCCUCCUACAUUGCGAGCAAUUCAGAAGAAUGAUAACUCCUUUUAAGUGGUCGGCCGAUGGUAAAUUCAGUCGGCCUGAAACAAUUAUCCCCAAGCCCUUGUCCCCGUAUGAAAGUGCAAGGGUUUGUCGUAUUUGUCUCUUUCGCCGAUGACUUUUUUAGCUUGCUUGGAAAACUAAGAGAAGACGUUUCCCCUUCUUGGUAAUUUGCGCUUUUAAUGCGCCCCGUGGUUUAAA
This is a messenger RNA of Vicia villosa (hairy vetch), 1766 nucleotides long. RefSeq lists its product as uncharacterized. The record is from RefSeq and is a predicted model, not a curated record. The transcript has a single exon. The coding region runs from base 270 to 842 and encodes 190 amino acids. NCBI's taxonomy places the organism in Eukaryota, Viridiplantae, Streptophyta, Magnoliopsida, Fabales, Fabaceae.